AUGAUUUUAAUUUGUCUGCUUUUCUUGGCUUUUGUGAGUUAUGCCAAAUGUGACAUCCCGGUUCACUGCUUGAGUAGACAUGUAGAGGGGAAAUGGGAGAUCAGCCUGGGCCUCCUUAAGGGAGAAAGUGGUGGCGCUUCGAAUUGGGGACAAGACUACGACUACGAGUGUGGCUACCGACGUCCGGACGACUCCGUUUACCAUGAGGAACUGGACCCUGAUCACCUGAAGGGACGUUUCGAGGAGAAAAAAAAACAAAUUAUCCAAUUUAACACAGACAGAAGCAUAAACAUAAUCGAAAAUGGGGAAAUAAAUCCUGAGUACAGUGGGUUCUGGAGGAUCGUGUACGACGAGGGGUUAUACAUGGAGGUGUAUAAGCAGAAUGAUGAGAAGGAGAUUUAUUUCUCCUUCUUCAAGUUUCAAAGAAGGAACGAUGCGUCUUACAGUUACUGCAACAGGUUGAUCAUGGGGGUAGUGAAUGUGUAUCACCUGAAUGGUAGUGAAGGAAGUUCUUCUUCUUCGGGGGUUUCUGGGGUAGAUGAUCUAUCAGAUCAAAAUGUAAGGGGGAAAAGGGGGUCCAAAUUGAAGGACGUUUUUCUCGUCAAAAUGGAGCAUAAUGGGAAAAAUGGAUUGACCCCCAAAAGGAUUAACCUUUCCAGAGAAAGAUUCCAUUUUGUAGGCUCAAAAGAAGGUGCACCUAAAAGUUCGAGCCAUUCCAUAGAUUACUACAACGAUAAUUAUAUUAAUUUUGACAUGUUCACCAUGAAGAGGUUAUGUUGGUAUGGGAAGAAGGUCGGUACCCCUGAUGAGCCUACGAACAAGAUCCCCGUGGAGAUAAUUUCUCCCCUUGUGUUGGACCCAGACACACACAACAAGAAUUACGCCAAUUUGAAGUUGGAGUGGGGAGGUGUCAAUGACAAGAGGAUACAGCGAGUGAAUCACGGACAGCCACAUACCGAUAAAGCACUCACCCGAUUGAGAACUCUUCCAAAGCACACAGAAAAAUCAAACAAAGGGAUGAAGCAGAAUAGCAUAUUUAAUACCUAUCGUGAGAAAGAUGUAUCUUUGGCACAUUUUGACUGGACAGAUGAAGCUGACGUGAGGGAGAGACUUAAUGGGAAAUGGGUAAAAGUUAUCGACGAAGCGAUAGACCAGAAGGAAUGUGGAUCUUGUUACGCAAACUCAGCUGCGUUAAUUAUUAACAGUAGACUCAGAAUUAAAUACAAUUAUAUAAAGAACAUAGAGUUGUUAUCCUUUAGCAACAAGCAGUUAGUUCUUUGCGAUUUCUUCAAUCAAGGAUGCAAUGGUGGCUACAUUUAUUUGUCCCUAAAAUAUGCGUAUGAGAAUUUCCUUUUUACGAAUAAGUGUUUUGUGAGAUACUCCUCUUUAUAUUUAAAUAAGGAUACGAAGAAUAGCGCGCUCUGUGAUCGGUUUGAUACGUUUAAGGCUUUUCUGAAGAAGGGGAGCGGGGAGGAUUGGUCAAGUGCGCAUGUAGGACCACUGCAUAGGCAAACCAAGCGAGUGAGGCAACACGAGCCUUCUGGGGGGAGUGAAGAAAAUGUCGGAGGGGAAGAUAUGUUUGUAGGUGAAGAAGUGGAUAAAUCCUCUACCCAAGGUGAAGAGCACAGCGGAGGAAAUAAACACAGUCGACAUCAUAUGGGUGAUGUGGAUGAUGUGCGCGAUGAACAAGACCUCCCCAAGGAUCACGAGCUAAGCGAGGGCUACCUCCCAGUGGACGAUUCCGUGAGGGAUGCCAGUGAAGUGGACAUGCUCAAACUACGCGAAUGCGACGCGAAAGUCAAAGUGACAAAGUUCGAAUACUUAGAUAUAGAGGACGAAGAGGAUUUAAAAAAGUACCUAUAUCAUAAUGGGCCCGUAGCAGCGGCAAUUGAGCCAUCAAAAAAUUUUCCGGCGUAUAAGGAAGGCAUACUGACAGGAAAGUUCAUAAAAAUGUCGGAUGGGGGGGAAUCCAAUGCGUAUGUUUGGAACAAGGUCGACCAUGCUGUAGUUAUAGUUGGGUGGGGAGAAGACACGGUUGAAAAUUUGAAAAAAAAAAAAAAAAAAGUUCACCAUUAUUCAGAUGAUCUUGACGCUUAUGCUAGUGGAAAGGAAGACAAGGCCGGAGGUAAGGUCGUGAAGUAUUGGAAAAUUCUGAACAGCUGGGGGACUCAAUGGGGGUAUGACGGCUACUUUUACAUUUUGCGCGAUGAAAAUUACUUCAGCAUAAAGUCGUAUUUGCUCGCGUGUGACGUGAGUUUGUUCAUCAAGCGGGGUGAUUCGGGAGUGUCGCAAGGGUGA
Molecule: messenger RNA, 2298 nt
Organism: Plasmodium knowlesi strain H
Lineage: Eukaryota; Apicomplexa; Aconoidasida; Haemosporida; Plasmodiidae
Product: dipeptidyl aminopeptidase 3, putative
Exons: 2
Coding region: 1-2298 (765 amino acids)
Cellular component (GO): lysosome
Molecular function (GO): cysteine-type endopeptidase activity
Source: RefSeq, a predicted model, not a curated record